This is a messenger RNA of Punica granatum (pomegranate), 1533 nucleotides long. Lineage: Eukaryota; Viridiplantae; Streptophyta; Magnoliopsida; Myrtales; Lythraceae. The record is from RefSeq and is a predicted model, not a curated record.
GAGCAAUUCUAGGAUAUUCUCUCACCAUCUUCUCAAACGAAUCCUAGGGUUUUCACUUCUUCUGCCCUUCAACACAAUUUUUAUAUAGAUGCGUACGAAUCGCAAUUCAGAUUUUAGCAUCCAGGAGACAUGCAUAACUCUCGAUAUGGACUGGAGAAUUCAAAUCAUGGUCGGGAGCAAUUCAUGGAAGCACAUCGCACACCAUCUCUUUUCUCGGUCCCCUACCACCAUCUCCACCACAAUCACCACCUCCCACGGUAUCCUCAGAUAACUUUUCGGCAACCUAUGCAAGAGCUUCCGGCAAUAUUUAAGCUUGACCAAGGAGAGCACGAGGAAGAAGAAGAAGAAGAAGAAGAGCAACUAGGUCGCUGCUUUCAGGGCCUGUUCGGGCACACGGGGUUACAAUCUCAGCCUGGCGUUCAUCACCAAGCCCCAGUUCCAUCUGUCAAUGUUAAUUUUGAAUUGGGUUUAAGUGAGAAUGGUUCUUGCAACCCAGCACCGUGCUAUUCAAUAUCCAACGAGGCACAAGUUCUUCAUCUCCCCCAACAAGAUUGCUAUUCUGCUCCGAAAGAACCCUCCUGGAGGUCACUUAGCAUUGGAGAUUUGAACACUGACAUUAGGAUGUGUAAUGAAAUGGAGAACAUGGGAUCGGCUCUAUUUGGAGAGCUCGAGGCAGUAUGUAACCUAGCUAAGGGCAGGGAAGUGAGCCAAACAUGUUCGAGCACAGCUCUCACGGCUGAGAACUCGCCACCAAUUAUGCCACUAACCGCCUUGAAGGACCUGAAUGCAGGUCCUGCAAGAGUAGACAGUCGCGGAUCAGAGAGCUUGAAGUCGGUGUCUCUGAGAAAGGCUGAGAGGAGGAAAAGGAAAAGGAAGUUGAACGAGGAAUUGAGAUUGACAAGUGCGUUUCUCGAGGCCCUUCUGAAGCAAGUCAUGGACCACCAAGAUUUCCUCCACAGGAAGUUCUUGGAAGUGAUUGAGAGAAUGGAGAGGGAGAGAAUAGAGAGGGAACAGGAGUGGAGGAAGCGAGAGGUCCGAAAGAACGAGAGUGAAGCCGCUGCACGAGCCAGGGAACAGGCCCUGGUCACGAGCCGAGAGGCCCUGAUUGUCAACUACUUACAGAAGAUAAUGGACCAGAGCCCGAAUCUUCCCAAGGAGUCGAAUCCUCAAUUAUCAAGGAGGAAAUGUUAGGAGAAGCUGGAAGACAUCGCAUUUGGAUCCUAUGCAAUUCGGAUUGACUUGGAUAGAAUCUGGGCAAGUGACUUUAUAUUAGUAACACAACCAUCGCUCUCAACUAUAGAGGUCUUGGAUCCGAGACAUCGAUUGUUGCUUUUGGAAAUGCCAAGGAGAAUUUGAAUAUGUUGCAUGGAAUUUAAGCGCAGUGGAUAGAAUAAUUUGAUGAAUCAUUGUUUAAUAAUUUCUGUUUUUUUGAUAUGAAUCAUAUGAUUUUGACAGACAUUGGAAGUCAUGACAUAAAUUUCGCUGCUGCCACUCACAAUCAUUCAAUGAAAAAUAUACCAAGCUCUAUCAAUA